CAAUCGAGCUGAUUUGAAUUUGAUUCCACCCUCGUCAUGGCUGUAGAAUCUGAAACGGCGUCAUCUAGCUCACAACCAAUGUCCUCCGUUAACACUGCAAAAGCACCCCAGCUUCCUGGAUACUUUGGUGUUCCAGAUUUUCAAAAUGGUGAUUUCCAGAUGUUUCCGGUUAUGUAUCCUGCAAUUAUCCCGGGUUUAACUUCAUUACAAAAUCAGGAACAGAUGAACCGUGGAGCAGGCGUUUAUGCUGUUCCUGUUCAACCAUUUAUGGGGCAUAUUGCUGGAAUUCCAUCUAACAAUCUCAUUCCCCUCACCUAUAAUAUACCCACACGGUCGGAGGCAGGAGCCACAGUUGAGGAGCAAGAGCAAGGAGCACAACAACCGCAACAUCAACAGAUGGGACCUCAAAGACAAGUUGUUGUAAGAAGAUUCCAAAUUGUAUUUCAGCUAGAUUUGUUGCUUAUACUUAAGCUAGCAGCUGUAAUAUUUUUGUUCAACCAAGAUGGAUCAAGACAGAGGCUGGCUGUCCUUGUGUUCUUUGCUUCACUUGUCUAUUUGUAUCAAACUGGAGCCCUCACGCCAUUGAUAAGAUGGCUUUCCCAAGGCAUGCAGAGGGCGGCCGCACCUCCUCAUCCACGUGCGCCUGCUGCCAGAGCAGAGAAUGUUCCUGCUGCUGGAAGGCAGGGCAAUGAAAAUGCGGCUUUGGCUGGAGCGGAGAAUGAGAACCGACCAGCAGAUGAUGGCAACCAGGCAGUUGAGAAUGAGAAUGAAGCCGACCCCGGUUUAGGAAAUGCUCGUAAUCAAUGGUGGGGGAUCAUAAAGGAAAUCCAGAUGAUUGUUUUCGGCUUCAUCACGUCUCUCCUCCCAGGCUUCCACAACAUAGAGUAGGUCAUACUUCAGAGAUCUGACAAUCUUAUCCUUGCUAAUUAAUCAUAAGAGUAAGAGGAAAAGUUGAAACCGAUGUUUAUAUAGGUGCAGUCGUUGUACGGUGCUUGGUAGCCCCACUGCAUCUGCAACAGGCAUUUCUGUUUUAUUUACGAACCAGCACGCUUUAUGUAGUUGUUUGGUUGUUGAAAUGGCAAGCAAAUGAGAUGCAGAUUUCUUUGUAAUGCAGCUAUGG
Messenger RNA from Hibiscus syriacus, 1120 nucleotides. RefSeq lists its product as uncharacterized. Bases 37 to 888 code for a protein of 283 amino acids. The transcript has 5 exons. Lineage: Eukaryota; Viridiplantae; Streptophyta; Magnoliopsida; Malvales; Malvaceae. The record is from RefSeq and is a predicted model, not a curated record.